Molecule: messenger RNA, 2102 nt
Organism: Penaeus vannamei (Pacific white shrimp)
Lineage: Eukaryota; Metazoa; Arthropoda; Malacostraca; Decapoda; Penaeidae
Product: PC-esterase domain-containing protein 1A
Source: RefSeq, a predicted model, not a curated record
AUUAGAAAUUACUGAAACUUCUCUCAACGUUCCAGUAAUCAGUGAACGCCAUUUCCCCUUUUUAUAACAAUUUGAAAAUAGCCAUAAUAUUUUUUCUCCACCUGUAUCUUAGAGCAGCAAGGAAAGGCAAAAAUGGCAGACAUAUUCAGAAAAGGUGAAGUGACAAAGCUGUUAUCUAACCGCAGUGUUUUGAUGUUAGGAGAUUCAAAUAUGCGGUCUAUAUACAGAGAUCUCAUUUACUUGCUAGUAUACGGGGGAAUUAUUCCAGCAGAGAUGCUAAGGAGACCUAAGCCGCGACGUGCAGGCCACUGUGGAGACAGAGUGAUUGAGUUGUCGAGGGAAGAUACGGCUGGACGUGACUUUGUUGAAGUCCGUGCCUUUGAGUGUGAUGGCUUGUGUAUUCGAUACAGCUUCAUCACAAAAGUUUAUUCCUCUAUUGUAAGGAGAGAAUUAAAAGCCAUUGAGGAUGGAGAAGCACCAAUUCCACAUGUGGUGAUCAUGAACUCCUGCAUUUGGGAUUUAACACGCUGGGGAGCCAAGCAAGAAGAUAAGUACAAGAAGAAUAUGGUUGACUUAUUUCAACAUCUGCGUUGUCUGCUGCCAGAUGACACCCUUAUGAUAUGGCUCACAACACUGCCGGUGUCCACAGAGAAGAUCAGAGGAGGUGUUAUGAUAAAGCAGUUGGAGUUCGUGCAGCACAGUAUGGAGUUCAUGAUAAUGGAAGCAAAUAAAUUUGCUCAAGAAUUGUGCAUGGCAUUUGAUUUUAACUUACUUGACUUGCAUUACUAUAUGCGGUUUCAGCUUCAGAGGCGAACAAAAGAUGGCCUCCACUGGGAACCUCCAGCUGUGAGGAUGAUGACCAAUUUCAUCCUUUCACAUAUAGCUCUGAGUUUUGGCAAAACCCUUCCUGGUAAUACCAGAUCUGUUCUUUUGAAAGAAGCAGUAUGCCUAGCAAGAGAGGCAAAAUCCUCUUCAGAAGACAAGCCAGAAAUCAAUUUGGAUCAAGAGAUAAGGAAAACAAUUUUGAAUGUGCAAAAACAGUCAGAUCCAUAUCAGAAACUAAACAGGAACCAUGAAGGCCGACGCAAAGUUACAAAAAGAGUCAAGUCCCAUGGCAGACGCUCUCUGAGAAAGGACAGUGACCACCCUGAGAAGUCAUCAGUACAAAAUAUUAAACCAUAUAGCUCUGGCCUUGACAGAGCACCUGUUAGCAAGGGGAGUGAGCAUGUUAAAGAAGUCACUACGUGUUACAGUGAGCGCACUUCGAAGUUCCAUAACUGUCUGGCAGGCAAAUAUAGCACGCGUCGACCACCUUUAGUUCCUAACAAUACAUAUGAAUAGCAAUAUUUUACAGCUGGUGAAGGUUAUGGGACAUAUUCAUAUUUAUCACAGUACAUGUUACUUCUAGUGCAGAACCUGCACAGUAAUAUGUUACCUCAUACUCUGAACCAAUACAUUAAGAUUUGGGUUAAUACUGCUCAUAUGUUCAGUGAUUUGUUGCGAGGAUAUUCUCGAGAAGAAAACAUUUAAACAACUAAGAUUCCCAUUUCAAAACUCUUCACAACCUACGUAUCCACAGAUGAAUUCCAUAUCCACCAUGAUACCAUAAUCAGCAGAUUCCUUAUCAGCAUAGUGGUGGCUACUUUUGAUUCCACCUUUUUUAAAUCCCAUGCCAGUAGAAUAAUUUUAUUUUGAUUGAUUUUCUUUUCUUUUCUUUUCUUGAGGAAUUCAUUUUGUAUUGAAAUAAUAUUAGCAAUUAAAAGGCAAACGUUAUGUUACCUCCAGUAUUCAGUGUUGAAUAUUACGUAUGGUUUAUUUACUUUUCUUUUUUUUGUAAUAUGGUUACAAGAGUAGUAUAUUUCUUUUAGUAAAAUGUAUGUUUACUUUUGAUUUGUUGGUCAGUGAUUGCUUAGCUCUAUUCGAGAUAAAGGUUGAAUAGUCUGAAAUGUAUGAUUACCACUUUUGUUCCAAAUAGAUAAGAUGAACAUUUUGGGUGGUUUUCAUUUUGAGAAAUAAUUAGAGAGAGAGAGAAAGAAAUUAAGUAUACUCGAGAGUGACACAAAUGUUAUGGGGUGCACAUUAUUUUUGUCAGUCUGAGAGUA